This is a messenger RNA of Micromonas pusilla CCMP1545, 1988 nucleotides long. RefSeq lists its product as uncharacterized. The record is from RefSeq and is a predicted model, not a curated record. Bases 1 to 1854 code for a protein of 617 amino acids. Lineage: Eukaryota; Viridiplantae; Chlorophyta; Mamiellophyceae; Mamiellales; Mamiellaceae. The transcript has 3 exons.
AUGAGCUCCGCGGAGGCGCUGCGCCGGAUGGCGCUCGCGAGCAAGCGCGCGCGCGCGCGCGCCAAGGCGUCGGGCGCGCGCGUGGACGCCGUGUACGAGACGGGAGAGAUCGUGCCCGACGUCGAGCUCAAGCCCGUGCCGCCGUCGCUUCGCAUCGUGCCGCUGCCGCCGCCGCCGCUUCGCAUCGAGCCGCUGCCGCCGCCGCCGCCGCCGCUGACGCUGCAGCUCGCGGGCAAGGCGCUCGCGCACAAGAAGGUCGUCAACGCGAGGGCGAAGGCGAAGGCGAAGAACUCGCGGAAGAAGAAGAACAGAAGGGCGCGAGAGAUGGCGAAGGCCGAGACGACGACGACGGCGGCGGCGACGACGACGCCUCCGCGAUCGCCGCCGAGCGCGACGUCGCCGCCGAAGACGACGAAGAAGGAGCCCCGAGAAGAGCGCGCGGAGGAGGAGGAUCGAGAUCGACGCGGCGCGCUCCUCAUCGACCUCGACGACGUCUACGACCGCGAUGACGACGACGAGCGGGGCGAACGCGCGCACGACGAAGGCGCCGUCGCCACGACGACCGCGGCCGCGUCCGACGCGAUGGCGACGUCGAUGUCGAUCGCGAGGGAGCGCGCGAGGAAGGGCGAGAUGGACCUCGUGAAGGCGAAGCUCGAGCUGACGCGCGCGCGCGUGGCGCUCGAGAGAAAAAAAGCGAGCGGCGGCGGCGGCGGCGGCGGCGGCUCCGGGGGGUCCGGCUCCGGCGCGUCGGGCCAGAGCGCGUCCGCCGCCGCCGCGGUCGCGCUCGCGGCGGCGCUCGCGGCGGCGAACGCGGCGCGGCGCGCCAACGCCGCUGCGGACGCCGCGAACGACGACAGCGCGGCGGCGAAGCGAGAGAUCGACCGUCUCGACGCGGCGGCGCGACGGAUCGAGUCUCGCCGCGCGUCGCUGAAGCGACAGCUGGAGGAGGUGGACGCCGCGGACGAGGACAUUCGACGGCGGCGGCGCAUCGCGGCGGCGAGACUCAGCGGCGGCGCGACCGGCGGCGCGACCGGCGGCGGCGCGAGCGCGUCCGCCGCCGCCGCGGUCGCGCUCGCGGCGGCGCUCGCGGCGGCGAACGCGGCGCGGCGCGCCAACGCCGCUGCGGACGCCGCGAACGACGACAGCGCGGCGGCGAAGCGAGAGAUCGACCGUCUCGACGCGGCGGCGCGACGGAUCGAGUCUCGCCGCGCGUCGCUGAAGCGACAGCUGGAGGAGGUGGACGCCGCGGACGAGGACAUUCGACGGCGGCGGCGCAUCGCGGCGGCGAGACUCAGCGGCGGCGCGACCGGCGGCGCGACCGGCGGCGGCGCGGUGAGUAAGUAUCGGUGGACCGCAGCGGCGGCGGCGGCGCCGGCGGCGCCGGCGCGCGACGCGAAGCUGUCGAAGCUCAAAGCCGAGUUGGCGACGAUGGCGACGCGACGCGCGGACAUCGACCGCGAGAUGGCCGCGGCCGCGGCCGCGAUCGCGGAAGACGAGAUCGCGAGGAAAAAGGCCGUGCUCGAGCAGCGAAGAGAGGCUCGAGAGGACGCGGCGCGGCCGGCGGAAGGAGGCGGCCGCGGCGCUUUCGAUUCGGCGCCGCCGCCGUCUUCGUCGUCGUCGACGUCGACGUCGUACGUCAGUCCGCUCGUGAUGUUCGCCGCGUACCGCGCCGGCGGCGACGCCGUUCUUCAAGGCGACGUGUACAUCCCUCCCGCGGUGCUGAAGAAAGGCCGAGGGAAGGCGCGCGUCGGCGGCGGCGCGCUGAGCGUCACGGAGAAGAACGCUCCCGGGGUAUUUUCUCAACGCGUCGACGCGUCGCGCGCGUUGUGUCCAGUCGAGACGAUUACGUUCUGACGCGCGAGGAGAGAAAAGCCGCGCACGACGUGUUUAGUAGAAGUAACGGUCGUGUUCGGUCGGGGGGUGACGUGUUCAGUGUUCGGUCGGUUAUCACGCCGCACGAGAAGUACCCCGAGUGCCUCGCGUUGCGG